AGAAAGUUACACAACAGUUUAGAAGGUAGAUGUGUCGCACUGUUCGCAGGUCAUGCGUGGGGUCCCAGUGUCCGGCUGAACUGCAGGGAGGAUGGCGAUCGAUAUGGAGCCGAUAAAGAAAGAUGCGAAGAGCAACCCGUCCGCUACGGCUAAUCUCUUCUCACAGAUAUUUUUCUGCUGGCUGAACCCUCUUUUCCGUAUCGGCUCCAAGAGAAGACUUGAAGAAGAUGACAUGUAUAAAGUGCUUCCGGAGGAUGGGUCCAAGAGACUCGGGGAGGAACUGCAGAGGCGCAGAACUCUUGGAGGAGGAUACAGAGAGCAGGGCGUGAGGGAGUGUGAGGCACUGUGCCUUAGUGCCACAGCUAUGGGCCAGACAACUACUGGGCAGAUUGUUAACCUUUUGUCGAAUGACGUCAGCAAGUUCGAUGAGGUGACUAUUUUUCUGCACUUCCUGUGGGUGGGGCCUCUGCAAGCCGCAGCUGUGAUUGGUCUGCUUUGGCAAGAGAUUGGAGCAUCAUGCCUUGCGGGCAUGGCAGUUUUAAUCUUUCUUAUGCCACUUCAGACCAUGUUUGGGAAGCUGUUUUCAAAGUACAGGAGUAAAACCGCAGCCUUCACUGACAAUAGGAUACGCACUAUGAAUGAGGUGGUGUCUGGAAUACGUAUAAUUAAGAUGUAUGCCUGGGAGAAGCCAUUCGCAGCACUGGUUAAUGAUGUACGAAGGAAGGAGAUCUCAAAAAUCAUGAGCAGCUCUUACCUCCGAGGACUGAACAUGGCCUCGUUCUUUACGGCGAAUAAAAUCAUCCUGUUUGUGACGUUCACUGUGUAUGUUCUGGUGGGCAACACAAUCUCCGCCAGCCGUGUGUUUGUGGCCGUGUCGCUGUACAGCGCCGUCCGCCUAACCGUUACUCUGUUCUUCCCUGCUGCUAUUGAGAAAGUGUCCGAGUCUGCCAUCAGCAUCCGGAGGAUCAAGAAGUUUCUCUUGCUCGACGAGCUUGUGAAAUCCCACGUUCCACUUACUCAGGAGGAUAAGAAAGAGGCGUCUGUGGAGAUACAGGAUCUCAUAUGCUACUGGGACAAGACUCUGGAUGCGCCAACUUUACAAAAUGUGUCUUUUAAUGUGAAGCCAGGUCAACUUCUGGCGGUUAUUGGUCCUGUGGGAGCGGGAAAGUCUUCUCUCCUCAGCACUGUUCUGGGGGAGCUCCCAGCAGAAAAGGGUGUGAUAAAGGUCAAAGGUGAGCUGACGUACGCCUCCCAGCAGCCUUGGGUUUUUCCAGGAACCAUUCAGAGCAACAUACUGUUCGGAAAGGAGCUGCAGCCCCAGCGAUAUGAGAGCGUCCUCAGAGCCUGUGCGCUCAAAAGGGACAUGGAGCUGCUUCCUGAUGGGGAUUUGACUGUGAUCGGAGACCGAGGAGCAACCCUCAGUGGCGGACAGAAAGCUAGAGUCAACCUGGCUAGGGCUGUGUAUCAGGAUGCUGAUAUUUACCUUUUGGAUGAUCCAUUGAGUGCAGUGGAUGCAGAAGUGGGCAGACACUUGUUUGAACAGGCCACAGAGCAGGAGAAGCUGGACUUUCAUUCCUCGUACACCAAUUCUUCCAACGGCACAAAUGGCACUGUCAGCACUAACACGACUCAAGAGCUCAACCUGAAUUUCUAUCUUGGCAUCUAUGCAGGCUUAACAGGAGCCACCAUCAUCUUUGGCUUCAUGCGCAGUCUGUUUAUGUUUAACGCUCUGGUGAGCUCAGCAGAGACGUUACACAACCGCAUGUUCAACAGCAUCCUGAGAACCCCGGUCCGCUUCUUUGACAUCAACCCCGUUGGUGAGUACAAAAACACCAAAGACUUCUUAUAUUCCUGUCUGUUUAUCAAGCUAGGAAGUGACCAGCAGAGGGCAGCACAUCCUGUGAAAUGUCCUUUGGGCAAUUUAUCUAUCCUGUGCUGUUCUUGGAAGACCUCUGUUGAUGUGCAGUUACUGCCAGAGGAAAGGAAAGUUCUUUUUGUCAACAAAGAAAAUCCUCCAUUGCAUCGUUUUUUUCAUUCUGAAGCAUCAUUAAACCAGUUUGUGAAAAGAUUGUGUCUGGUUCUCACAGGUAUGAAGGCGGGAGAUGUGGGAUUGGCUUUGUCUUAUGCAGUCACCUUAAUGGGAAUGUUCCAGUGGGGCGUUAGACAGAGUGCUGAGGUGGAGAACAUGAUGACAUCAGUGGAGAGAGUCAUCGAAUACACCGAGCUAGAAAGUGAAGCACCUUGGGAAACCCAAAAACGUCCCCCUCCCGACUGGCCAAACCGGGGUCUGAUAACCUUCGACAGGGUCAACUUCUCCUACAGUUCUGAUGGACCUGUCGUCCUCAAGAACAUCUCGGCCAUGUUCAGACCCAGAGAGAAGGUUGGAAUCGUUGGGCGGACCGGUGCAGGAAAAAGCUCCCUGAUUUCAGCACUGUUCCGACUGAUGGAGCCAGAGGGUAAAAUCAUUGUGGACAGAGUCUUGACCUCCGAGAUCGGCCUGCAUGACCUCCGCCAGAAGAUGUCGAUCAUCCCGCAGGACCCCGUGCUGUUCACAGGAACCAUGAGGAAGAACCUGGACCCCUUCACCCAGCACUCAGACCAUGACUUAUGGAACACUCUGGAAGAGGUCCAGCUGAAGGCUGCUGUGGAGGAGUUGCCUAAUAAACUCGAGACCGAACUGGCCGAGUCCGGAUCAAACUUCAGCAUGGGUCAGCGGCAGCUCGUCUGUCUAGCUCGGGCCAUUCUGAGGAAGAACCGGAUUCUCAUUAUUGAUGAGGCCACUGCAAAUGUGGACCCUCGGACGGAUGAACUGAUCCAGAAAACCAUCCGUGACAAGUUUAAGGAGUGCACCGUCCUCACCAUCGCGCACAGACUCAACACCAUCAUAGACAGCGACCGCAUCCUGGUUCUGGAUGCGGGUCGAAUCCACGAGUACGACGCCCCCCAUGUUCUCCUACAGAACCAGAACGGGAUCUUCUACAAGAUGGUGCAGCAGACAGGAAAGGCGGAAGCGGCCUCACUGCUGCAGACCGCCAAACAGGCAUACAUGAACCGCAGUCCAGUCCACCAGCUCAACGGCUUCGCCACCACAGGAGAUGGCAGCUUGAUUAUUUUCGAGACUGCUUUAUAAAAGCCCGUGAAGUGCCUGAUGUACACAGCGCACAGCAACGCCCAGCAUCCACCUCCUGCGGAGGGCAACGGGCACAAGUUCUGCCUCCUCGCCCAAAACACCUGGCUGAGCGGAGCCAGAGACACGUGUAUGCGCUCAACACUCAACGCUCACGCCAGAGAGGACAGAGCUGCAAUCACUCCAGAGGACUGCAUACACCAGCGUUCUGAUUUCUCCAGUAUGAUGGCGAUAGGCUAGAGAUUGUGCACCACUGUAUAUUAUGAUUGUGCCUUAAUGUGUAAGUGUAGUACCAGGACUGCUAGGGGCCAAAGAAAUAGCUUGCCUUUGCUCAAAUAAAAUACUAUGCUAUGAGCUAGACUAAUGUAGUUUUCCCAGUGCCUUUAUACUACAUGAACCAUAAUGGCUGCUGAUUCUUACAGCAACAGUAAGGUCUUAUAAAUAUUAAGACAAUAUUGUACUGAGAGGGCUCUAAAAAGUCAGUAAAAAUCGUUUUUAUUUAUUUAUUAUUAUUUGUGAUUCUGACACUUCAUCUGCCUUAAUCACUUUUCAGAGACAGCUAGUAGAAAAAAAAAUUGCUGGAUAACAAUCAUUUUGUAAUGCUGCAACAACGGCAAAGACAUCUUGUGCAAUACAAACUUUACUUUUGUGUUUAAUGUGGCCGGUAAAUGUAACGCUGUCCCUGAUUUCCUUGAACUUUUAGAAAAAUUAUCAUUUUUAUGAGUAUAACACCAGCAGCUUUUCUCUGCUGUUCAUUGUCUUGUAUUUUUUGAAUGCUUCCGUCUUUAUGGUUUGAUUUUUGAUUUAUGGAGAGG
Molecule: messenger RNA, 3942 nt
Organism: Sinocyclocheilus grahami
Lineage: Eukaryota; Metazoa; Chordata; Actinopteri; Cypriniformes; Cyprinidae
Product: multidrug resistance-associated protein 4-like
Exons: 21
Coding region: 92-3130 (1012 amino acids)
Biological process (GO): transmembrane transport
Cellular component (GO): plasma membrane
Molecular function (GO): ATP binding; ATP hydrolysis activity; ABC-type transporter activity
Source: RefSeq, a predicted model, not a curated record